Molecule: messenger RNA, 3633 nt
Organism: Oreochromis aureus
Lineage: Eukaryota; Metazoa; Chordata; Actinopteri; Cichliformes; Cichlidae
Product: aquaporin-11-like
Exons: 3
Coding region: 991-1803 (270 amino acids)
Biological process (GO): transmembrane transport
Cellular component (GO): cytoplasm; membrane
Molecular function (GO): channel activity
Source: RefSeq, a predicted model, not a curated record
GUUAACCUAACAUUCGUGUCUUUGGGUUGUGUAAGGGAGCCAGAGAGCAAAGUCAUUAUAGUUAACUAAAACUAAAUCUGCUGCUGACUCAUUUUUCUGGUUUUGUACAAAAAUUCGCCACUUAUUGGAAAAGCAUUUCUCACUGAAACGUUUGGAAAGAGCAUCGAACUAAGUGCCUUUACAGCUAUGUGUGGUGUGAUCAGCAGGAACAUGAACUGCAUAAAAAGUUACAGCAGCAAAAAAGACUGUCCCCACAUUUGAGCUUUGAAUGGGAGAAAUGGUGACUGCAUCAUAUCUAAAGAGACUCUGAAAACAGAAUCGAUACAUUUCAGAGAUCAGUCAUGUUUUACAAUGUUUAUUAUUAAUAUUCUGUGUUUGUGCUUCUACCCUUAUUUUUUUUGCAUUUACGUUACAUUAUACUGGUUUGAACGCUGUCACAGGCAGCUGAUCGAGGGUAUGUGCCGGUUUUCCUUUGUUUAGAAUAAAAAAAAACAAAAAAAAAACAUGAAAGAAUAAACUAAAUUAGAACUGCGUGUGGUAAAACAUUGAAUUACAAACUGAAAGAGAAAGUGCCCUCAGGCUGACUCUUGUAACCGGUUUGAUGAGGAUGCUUGCUGUGAGUAAUCCCGCCAACCACUGCAGCUCCCCAUUUAUUUUCCACUUCUAAUAGUUGGCCUUUAGAGUCACUGUGGAUUUUUCUUUCUUCCCCCCCCCCCCCAACCUCGCAAACAUAUUACACCUCUAUGGAGUUUCCAUCUUUCAUGCGGUGUCCUCGCUGGCACUGAAGUAUUUUGAGUCUAAAUACUUUUAAUUAUCAGGCAUUCAAAUCCCCACUUUUAUUUUGAAGGCGGUCUCAAUCCGUGCGCCUUGACGCAGCAGCGUGGAUCAAGUGGACUUCACUCUGACAGAUAAGUCCUGAAAGUUUCCCCCGUCACGAGGACCGGCUUAUGCAUUGAGGUCAGGCCGUGUGGGGCAGUGAAGAGCCGGGAGAUGACCGACCUGUGGGUUUCCGUAGCGGUGCUGGGGGUUUCGGUGCUCCUCAGCGAGCUGAUCCGCUCCGCAGCGCGUCUGUUCCAGAGAGAUUACCGGAUUUACCUGCUGGAGGUGGCGUCCACAUUCCAGCUCUGCUGCUGCACGCAUGAACUCAAACUGCUGGGAGACUCGGCCCAGCUGGAGCUCAGCUACGGCCUGGCUCUCACCUACACGGUGACUCUUGUCCACUUGGCAACUUUCCAGGACGCGACCUGUAACCCCACCGCGGCUCUGGAGAGCGUGUGCCGCGGGACCCGCAGCUUAAGGGCGGCCGGCGUCCUCAUUAUGCUCCAGUUCGCAGCUGCCGUCGCCGCGCAGUCUUAUGUCGCCUCCGUGUGGUCGCAGGGUCUUUCCGACAUCCACCUGCGGCACCAGAGCUCUGACUUCAGGUGCUUCGAUCCCCUCGGCGGGACGCUGCUGGAGGCCGCGGUGGUGGAGCUGGCCUGCGCCUUCGUUUUCCAGGCUGCCUGCAUGCACGUCCACAAACUGGACGCAAGACUCCAGGUGCACUUCAUCGCUGCUGUUGUAACUGCAGCGGUUUAUGCAGGUGGAGAGAUUUCUGGAGCCAUUUUCAACCCAGUGUUGGCCUUCUCCGUUCAGUUCCCCUGCAGCGGCCACACCUACCUGGAGUAUUGUUUUGUGUACUGGCUGGGACCCGUUUUAGGCGUGGUGAGCUGCAUCCUGCUGUUUGAGAAGAUCAUCCCUUUCCUGUUUGGUGGGAGUACCGCUGGUAUGGACGUUCCUGCCAUCCAGAAAAAGAAGACCCAGUAGGUGCGAGUGGGAAAAGCCGUGCCUGUUUUUAAAGCUUUUUAUUCCUCAUGUCUUAACGGAUAACAACAGCACAGCCAGGUUUUCUUUUUCUUUUGUUAUUAAUGCUGCAGUGCAGGGUUGCCUCACCUUCAAAAUAUCUGUGAACACAUAAAAAACAAUACACACUAAUGUGUGGGUACUGUCAGGGUAAAACGCACUUUUACUAUCACUGAACAGCAAAUGUCAGCUAAGCUGUCAAAUACACUGUUAGAAAGCUGACGUCUAAUCAGAACACACAAGUGGCUUCAGUUUCUCACUAAAAGAUGACAAAUGUGCUUCAUACAGAGGCUCAGACCUGCUGCUAAAACACUAUUUUAAAUGUUAACAAUAACAUACGCAUUCUGGGGCUUAAGGUUGACCUAAAAUAUUAAUUGUUCUUUCUUCACGUGCAAUUAAAUGUUAGCUAUAAUGAGACUGCAGCUACCAAAAAGCAUAAAAUACACUAGUGUGCUUUUCUAGUCUGCACAAAUUGUAUCUUUACCCUACAUUUAACAGGAAAACGGCCCUGGAUAUGCACGGUUAGUGCCAUUUUUAUUAAUAGUUAUUUUCAUUAAUCUUAGUCUUAAGAUUUAAGCACAAAUAUUUAAAGUUUUGCCAAAAAAUAACAUGAAAAUUGUCAUAAGCACAGCAACGGUGAAUGUAUGCACUAUUAUUAUGCUGAAUGUAUAUUUGUGCUUAUGUUAUCGCACAUGUGACGAAGCUGAAGAACAACAGAACCACACUGAUUUUAAAAAUGCAGACAAAGCACAAGCAGCAAGUGGUUAAUAUGCAAACAAGUAGGUGUGAUGGUGCGCCUACUAAAAUUCAUCUUUUUCUCUAUGCAGUCUGGUAGAUUCAUGACUUUUUGGAUUGUGGGCUAUUAAUUGGAAGCACUUUAAUCAUUUAUGCUGCUCCCUUAUUUCCCAUGAGCGUCACCACAGCGGAUGGAUCCGACUUACACGACCCUUCCAUUUAUUUUGGUUUGGCACGCCAUUAGGAGUACAAUAGCCUGAGUCUGUUCUGGAUUGCGGGAGCCACAUUUCAAGCCUUUUCUUAAGCCUGAUAUUACUGAUAUCAGGACAUGUUUUCAGAGGUGUGAAGAAAGAUCCCCAGUUCGAGACCAGAAGAAGACGCCAAUCCGUUUGAUGUUGUGCCUGGAAGAUUAUUCGGUGUAUGGAUCAGCUGUGGCGAUCUCUCGUUAAUAAGAGAGCAGCAGAAAGAAUCUAAGACACAUACAGCCACGUGCAAUCUCCAAAUGCCAUAAAACAACAUUAUAAAAGAGUUUAAUUCACUCUUAUUGCCAAACUGGGUGUUGUUGGAGGAAAGGACUGCAGAUGUUUGGUUUUAUUAACCAUGUUUUCAAAGCCUUAAAACUUCAGAUGUCUUGCUUUUUUACUUCACGUAGCAUGUUAAAGAAAACUGGACCUCUGUUGUAGGACAUGGUGAUGGUUGGUUUUGGGUGACCAAACCUUUUUUCGGUUUAAUCUCACGUUUGGCUCGGUUAACGUGUCUGUCUGGUAGUUUACUGUAUUUAACGGUUCAGGUGCUAGAAUUAUACUGUAUGUGGUGCUGGUGGGACUUUAGUAUUUUAUUUUUGGGGCACAACACUGAAUCUGAAGUUUCUGUGCAUAAAGACGACUGAUCUUAAAAACCUCCUACAGUGCGAGUUUCUGAUUGUAAAACUGGGAUAAUUAUUUUAAAUAAGAAUGUGAUUAAACACAUUUGUCUGUGAACAAAAUGUAUAGUGGUUUUCUAUAAUGUUGUAAUUUAAAUGCAGUAUUUUGAUUAAAAAUAUGUCUGAAAAAUGUUAAA